Plasmodium berghei ANKA is the source of this 2661-nucleotide messenger RNA. RefSeq names its product conserved Plasmodium protein, unknown function. The coding region runs from base 1 to 2661 and encodes 886 amino acids. The record is from RefSeq and is a predicted model, not a curated record. Lineage: Eukaryota; Apicomplexa; Aconoidasida; Haemosporida; Plasmodiidae. The transcript has 8 exons.
AUGAAUUUUUCUGCGUUUCCUGCCAGCACCCUAAGGAAAGGAGUUCAUAGGCAAAGGACUAUCGAACAGACAAAAGAAAAUAGUGGAAUAACCAAAUUUUUUUUAAAAGAUUUAAUAAAAGAAUCCCUUCUUGAAAAUGAUGAUAUUUCAGAGGGAAAUAAAACAAAGAAUACCAAAAACAAAUUUAAUGAGCAUGAUAAACAUCAAUCAUUUAAUGUAUCAUAUACAUGGGAAACUGAUGCAAUAAGUGGGCUAAAAUUUGUUAAUGUUUUAAAUAAGCAAGAUAAAAAAAAACUUGGAUUUCAAUGCAUUUAUUGCAGAGAUAAACAACUUUUUAAAAAGAAAAGCAGUGUCCUAUAUCACAUGGUUACAUUUAACCAUGGCUUAAAAUUAAGUAUUGUAGAAGAUUUAAAGUUUAAUGAGAGAAAUUCGUAUGAAAGACUAAACUUUAUUAACAAUUUAAAUGUGGAAAAAGGGAUUGAAAGUGUGGGAAUGAAGAUAAUAGAAAAUGAAAGAAAGGAAGAAACCGAAAUAUCAAAAAAUAAUUUCAAUGAUUACAAGGUUAUUAAACUUGAAAUAGAAUUUGUUUCUACUCUGAAUUUAUUAACAUAUGAAGAGUUAGUAUCAUUAUAUUUAUACUUUUUUCCUGAAAAAUUAUUUUCAAUUAAUGAGCAUGUAAAUAAAGAAAGCAUUAUUGAAAACUUUUUAUUGAGUAUAAAUUUGAUUUCAAAAAAAUAUUCCAAGACAAUUAAAGAUGCAUAUAGCCAAUCAGUUAUUACUAAAGAUGCAAAGUAUAUAUCAGUAAAUGAAUAUUUGAAAGAAUUAAAAUAUUCUUUAGAAGUAGAUAAGGAUUUAGAAUGCGAAGAUGAGUUAGCAAACGAGAUAACUAAUAAUGAUGUGAACAUCGAAAAUCAAAAUUCUGAGCAUGUAGUAAAUGCAAAUAAAGAAAAUAAAAAAGACGUAGAAAUAAAUAAUUCAAAUGAUUCGAUAAACGAAGAUCCGAAAACAGAUCAAAUAAACGAAUUAGAAAAGGAGGGAGAAAGCAUCCAAAAUGAAAUCAAUGAACAAACAGAGAAAAUAAAAAACAAAUUAGAAACAGAAAUAUUAGAUUCAAAGAAUCGUAUAUUAAUAAAUAUAAAUGAUUACAAUAUUUUUAAGCAUAAUGAUAAAUUAUUCAUCAACUUAUCCGAACAUAAUAAAACAAAUGACAACGAAAAUGGUGACGAUAGAAAUAAAUGUUUGAUGAUUAAUACUGAGGAAAAUAACAAACCCGAUGAAAAUCGGGAUCAAUUAAAUAGAAGCAGCAAAUUAAGUGAAAUAGUUUCAUUUAUGGAUACAAACAAUUAUGAACAAAAUAUCCGCAUCGAUGAAACACAGAAAAACAUGCUUAGUAUUUUAUUGAACACUACAAAAAAAACUAGAAAAUAUACAAAAGUAAAUAAAAAUAACAUGACUAAUAUGCGUAAAAAAGCACGAAUAAAUGAAAACAAGAUUAAUUUAACAAAUUUAAAAUUAAAAGAGCAAAUAAAUCAAGGGUAUUUCAACAAGGAAACUUUACUUCUCGCUUUGUUGGAGGAAAGAAUGGAACAGGGGAAUAACCGAAGUGUAAUCGAUAAAAGUGAGGGUAAACAAAUUGUGGAUACAAUAGAACAUAAAGAAGAUGAAAAAAACGUUGCCACAAGAGAUCUGUCGCAAAAUAUAGUAAAUUUAAUAAAGGGGAAUUCAAAUAAUGAAAAUAAAGAUAUAUAUUCUAAAAAUCAAAAUGAUAAUAUAGAAUAUAAUAAUAAAAAUAUUUGUAUAGGUGCCACCAAUGAUUCGAAUAGUUCCUUAAUUGUAUCGGAUAUGAAAAUCGUAGAUAAUGAUAAUAAUAAAUAUAGUAUUAGUUAUGAUAAAGAAAAUAUAGAAAAUAUUUCUAUUGAAAAACCUGUUUGUACAGAUAAAGGAAAUAGUGAUGUCAUAGUGAGAAGUAAUACCAGUAAAAUUGACCAAAACAUUGAUAAUACAACUGAAUUGGAAAAACAACACACAAGAGAAGAUGGUGAAAUAAAAGAAAUAAAAAGCACAUGCAACAAUUUGGAUAAUACUAGUAUACAUGGGGAAAUACAAAACGUUAUGAUUCAUACUGAAAAAAAUGUUGCAGUAGAAAAUGAAAAAAAUAAAUGCAAUAAUAAUGCUAAUAAUAUUAAGACUAGGAGAACCAAAAAUAGAAAUUCAAUAUGUACUAAUAAUGUAUACAAAAUUAAAAAGACAUAUAAAAUUAAUAAUAAGCAAAAAUUGAAACAAAUCAAAAUAAAACAAUCAUUUGAUAAAAAAAAAAAAAAUUCAAAGAACGAUUAUUGUGAAAUCAUUGUAGAUGAUAAUAAAGGUGCUGCAAUAAAUAAAAACAAAGCAAAAGCGAAAGUAGAAGUAGACGAAAAUAUAAAAACGUUCGUAAAAAAUAAUAAACGUGUUUAUAAAUCGGAUAAAAAAAAUAUAAAUGCACCAAUUGGAAACAUGUGUAUUAAAAAAUCAAAAAAAAGAAAACCUGAAAACCUAUCUACUUUUUUAAAAAAAGAAGUUAAGGAAUUAUGUGGUUUGUCCAAUGAUAACAUAAUUAAACACGAGAAUAUAAAUUUUCUUUCCGCACGGUCCCAUAGAUUAUCUAGAUAUAUAAAGAAAUGA